Messenger RNA from Phytomonas sp. Hart1, 2714 nucleotides. The record is from the annotation of a GenBank genome assembly. Lineage: Eukaryota; Euglenozoa; Kinetoplastea; Trypanosomatida; Trypanosomatidae.
GGUGGUUAUUAUUAAUAUUAUUGUUUCCACUCAACGUGGUACUCUACCCGCCAAGGCUUUGACCAAUAAACCAGUUUCCAUCUUGGGCAAGGAUGUCUCUACUUGGGUCCAGGACGUAUGGCAUAUUUCCACCACGCAAACAUGGGCAAACGGAUAGGGAGCUUCGUAAACAAUUAAACGAGCGUGGCGCUCCCCGGGAUUCAGCCAUUUUGACCAGAACCGAGCUUGGACUGAUUCAAGAUAUGAUUUCCAGUAACCUUCCCGAGACAUCUUUUUCCUCUUCCUCCCGUGCGGCGGCUUCUCUGCAUGGACGAAACAUAUCUGCAGAGGAAAGGAAGCGGAAGAUGAUGGAAUUUGACGAGGAACGUCGCUGCAAAGGUGAGGAAAACAUAACGGCCGAAGAGGCAGAAAAGGAACGCGAGCGUCAGUUGCAUCUCGAUCGAGCACGCACCAAGUUGGAUGAGGAGUAUGAUGAGACUAGAGCAAUGAACCGUAUUAUUCUAGAGGCUAAAUGUGUUGAGUUGCGUGAAGCACAACGCCUGGAGCGCCAAAAAAUGAAGGAGGAAGAAAAAGAGUACGAAAGGAAAAUGGAUGAAAUGCUUCUGGAGGAGGCAAAAAAGGCGGAAAAGGUGUAUGAAGAACGUGAGCGUCGUCACCUCGAACAGCAGCUCAUCAACUCUAAAGGCAUUAAAGAGCAGCUUAAGGAGCGCGAGCUUGAUCACAUACGCAAGCUGCAAAGACAUCAGCAAGAACAAGAGGCUAUGGCUCAACAUCUGGAGCUACUUCAAGAGGAGCAAAGGGCGCAGCGACUUCGUCGACAAGAGGAGGUGCAACGGUUGAUGGAAGAAGCCACGAUCGCCAACGCAGAACAAGUUGAGCUAAAACGCAGACAUCGCGAGCUCCAAGCAGAAGAAGAACGCCAGAUGGAUGAAUACAUCCGAAAAAAGGAUCAGCAAGAGCAGAUGUUGGCCAAGGAACAACAGAGGAUCGCAAACGAGAAAGAGCGGGAGGUUGCUAAAUUACGGGAAACUCAAGAACAACAACAGGGUAAGCAAUCCCAGUUGGAUGAACUUCGCGCCAAGCGCGUCCAGGAUGCCUACGCGCGCGAACAGCAGCAUAAGGAAAGAGAAGCGGCCGAGCGCAGAGCGGCGGUCUUCGAAGACCUCCAGCGCGUCCGUCAGGAGCAAAUCGCCGAGCAAAAGAACAUAAAGAAAGAGGAAAAGCUUCGCGAGAAAACCGAGCUUGAACGCAUUCUAGCGACACAGAAGGUAGCUACUGAGCAGGAAAAGGCCCAUAGAGCGCAGGUGCGCAAGCUUCGCGAAGAAAAUGCGCUCGCAUUGCUUAAGCAGAUGAUGGAAGUUGAGGAACGCCGACGUCUAGAACGGCAGGAGGUGGUAGAAGAGGGACGCCAAUUCAUGCGCAAAACUCGUGAGCGUCAGGCCGCUCUGAGUGCGAUUCGAGAGCGAAAAUUGCAAGAGCUUGAAGAUAUUCAGGCCCCGGAGAAAUACAAGCAAGCAUUACGCCAUAUCGAAAAGCAUUAGAAUAAUAAAAAAACCUAUAAGCGAGGAUGUAAGAAAGGACAGAGAACACAAGCAUGCGUGCACGGAACUGGCUGUACUACAUCUAAACUUUCCUCACCAAAUUAUCUUCCUUAAUUUAUCAUUUUGUUUCAAUAAAACAUAAUAAAUGUAGAUAGAAACAUACCUUGUAUCAAUUUUGAUGUUAUAAUAAGUGAAGAAUGGUGAAUAAAUACCCUCUUGUAAGUAAUAUUCAUGUUUAAAAGGUUCAUAAUGUCGACUAUAAUCGAAUAAGGGGAUUUUCAUCUCAUUCUAUUCUUGUCUCUUUUUAGCUACAAGGUUUUUAUUAUUAUUCAAGGGUGUCAGAAACUCUUUCGAGGUGAUCCCCUUAUGUUUCUGGAGUUUGUAGUGUAAAACUAGUGUUUUUCCUUUUCGUAUAUACAUAUAUAUAUAUAUAUAUAUAUAUAUAUAUGUGCUAUCAGCUACAUGGGAACUGUACCCACACAUUCAGAAAAAUAAUGAUGGGAGAAAAUUUUAUUCGACAAAAUUCUAUAUAAACGAAGAUGUCUCAUUGACAAAUGAAGGAAUUCAUUAUUUCAUUAGUUCAUGCAUUCCUCUUUCCAAUAUAUAUAGAAACAGCAUGGUUAGUCCUAAACUCAGUACUACUGGCUUGUUACGUAUUGUGACUUAAUAAAGAAAGAACAAAAACACAAGCGAAGAAAAUUUGUUAUCUGUUAUCAAGGGCCAUGGUAUGAAAACACUUGCGCAGAUUUACUAGAGAUUAAACAACCCGGAUGAUAUAUUUGAUUCUUGAAAUAGUGAAGAAAAUAAUGACAGAAAUGAUUAAAAAAAAAGUUGUGAUCAGGUAUUGACAGCUUCACCACACGGCGUGAUGCUGUUAUUUCUCAGUGCAGGAGCAUCUGCUUAGGCUAUGAAUGUACAGUACAAGUUCGUAUGACCAAAAAUCUAUACUUAUUUUGUUGUGGCACUAUUAACCGCAUCAAGGUUAUUCUAAAAAUGUAACUCAGUAGUACAGAUGCAUAUGUAGAUGUUGUAUUAGGCCCGUAUAUUUUAUGGUAAUCUAUUCCAGAAGUAGAUUAUGUAUUUCGAUAUUUUUUUCGCCUUUUUUAAAUUUGUGUAUGUGUGUGUGGGGGGAGGGGGGAAGGGGGAAAGGCUUCCUUCACUAACCUAUAUUAA